Salvia hispanica is the source of this 672-nucleotide messenger RNA. The record is from RefSeq and is a predicted model, not a curated record. Lineage: Eukaryota; Viridiplantae; Streptophyta; Magnoliopsida; Lamiales; Lamiaceae.
AUGGUGGACACUCGAGCAUUUGGAUCGGCUAGUCAUGACGGAAAAGUGUAUCAGAGAAUGGACGCGAAGAAGAACAACCCGCAAAUCCCAAAAGCACCGAAAGAUACGGGACCACAUAACAAAAUCAUUCCAGAAGGGGAAAAAGGGAAAGAGACGGCUGGGGAUUUUCCAAUUUCUGAAAAAGAUGCACUAAUAGGGGGAGUAGACACUUCUGCAAAAGGGAACGAAAUGGCAGAAAACGUAAUGAAGGCUGCAAAAGGUGUAGGCAUGACUGGUCUGUCCUUAAACAAGGCAAACGAACUGAUCAUCGGGAAAAGAGCCAGAGCUAAGGAGAGCCUCAAAAUUCUGCAAUUGGAGACAACAACAAGAGAUAAGGCAUAUACCUCCAAUGCGACUGGCAAUGUAACUGAAUCACCUGAUAUGUCUAAAGGCUCAAAGCGCCUUCGUGAAUCUGUGAAGAAAACAAGCUGUCCAGGUGAAGAAGAAUUACACAAAAAUGCACCUGGGAAGAAGGAUAGCAAAGGGAAGGAAAAGGUCGAGGAGGUUGUUGUAAUUCUCGUUUUGAGGACCAUUGUUAUUGUUACAAUAUAUUAUUUCAACUAUAUUCGUUUUUGGAGUCUCUAUGCACUAGUACGAUUACUCCAGCUGAUGCUGCAUUGUACCAAUUAGUUU